Molecule: messenger RNA, 1470 nt
Organism: Stylophora pistillata
Lineage: Eukaryota; Metazoa; Cnidaria; Anthozoa; Scleractinia; Pocilloporidae
Product: endoplasmic reticulum-Golgi intermediate compartment protein 1
Biological process (GO): retrograde vesicle-mediated transport, Golgi to endoplasmic reticulum; endoplasmic reticulum to Golgi vesicle-mediated transport
Cellular component (GO): endoplasmic reticulum membrane; Golgi membrane; COPII-coated ER to Golgi transport vesicle
Source: RefSeq, a predicted model, not a curated record
UAUACAUGGCGGCAAAAAUUUUGCAACCAGAGUUAUGUUCUCGAAUAGCCAUUGUUUAUAGUUUUGUGUCCGGCAUCUUUCACGAGUGAAUGGUAUAAUUUUACCGGGGAAACAUGCAGUUUGAUGUUAGAAGGUUUGAUGUUUAUAGAAAAGUUCCAAAGGAUUUAACAGAACCCACACUGACAGGGGCAGUUAUCUCAAUAUGCAGUUGCCUGUUCAUAGUAUUUUUGUUGUUAUCAGAGUUUUACAGCUUUAUCAACACAGAAAUUGUUAGUGAGCUGUUUGUAGAUAACCCAACAGAAAAUGACCGAUUGGAUGUGAAAUUAAACAUAACUUUGCCAAGAAUGAAGUGUGAACAUCUUGGUCUGGAUAUCCAGGAUGAAAUGGGACGGCAUGAGGUUGGUUUUCAGGAGAAUACCCACACUGAAGAAACAAAUCAUGGAGAAGGAUGCGUUUUCUCCUGCAAGUUCAAUAUAAACAAGGUUCCUGGUAAUUUCCAUGUGUCCACCCAUGGAGCAGGUGCACAGCCAGAUAAUCCAGAUAUGGCACAUCACAUCAACUCUCUUAAUUUUGGAUCAGAAAUCAGGGAUAAACUUCCUGGUGCUUUUGUGGCUCUUAAAGGACGAAAUAAAGAAGAUGUUAAUAGUUUGUCUUCGCAUGACUAUGUAUUGAAGAUUGUACCUACAAUUUACGAGAAACUGGAUGGAAGCACAACCUUUACAUAUCAAUAUACCUGGGCUUAUAAGGAUUAUGUAGCUUAUGGACAUGGCGGCCGGAUUCUGCCAGCAAUUUGGUUUCGCUAUGACUUGAGUCCGAUUACCGUCAAAUACGUGGAGAGACGCAAACCGCUUUAUCAUUUUAUCACUACGGUUUGUGCUAUCGUGGGAGGGACUUUCACUGUGGCAGGAAUUAUUGAUUCCAUGAUAUUCACUGCAAGUGAAUUGUUUAAAAAAGCACAGCUUGGAAAAUUAAGUUAAUUUAGGCCAGUAGAAUAACCGUUAACUGAAAAGUAACAUCGUAGUUUCUUUUACCGUAAUGUUUCCUUUGAAGUUUUCAGAAGAGAUACCGUUGAUUUAUCUAUUUAUUCCUUUGGAACGUUUUGUAUCGCUCUCAAAGGGAGCUAAACUCAAGUGUUGGUCGUUUUAAACCUGAAGACAUUUGAAUUUAUGGGUUUUAGUUUUUUGUUUGUUUACGUACACCUAUAUAUCGGGUUUAUACGAGUAUAUUCACAGAGGUUGUUACUGCGAGUUUAACCGUUAUACUAUUAUUCAAGUUCUCGAAUGGAUAUAAAGGUUAAAUAGUUUUUUUUAAGAUAGUUAACAACUAUUCACCUCAGUGUCAGUGGUUAGUGGCGGAUAUUUACCUUAAAUAUCCGCCGCUAAUCACUGACACUGUGGUGAAUAGUUGUUUACACCACCAAAAAUUGACUUGAGUAAUUUCUUCGCUUGUCACGGAUGCAAACCGGGACGC